GUGGUGACGGUGGCCCGCGGGGCGGCGGGGCGGAAGAGCGGCGGGAGCUGUGUGCCAGGCUCGCUCGCUUCGGGACGCUCAUUGUGUCUGUCCUUCCUGGGACGGGGCUGGAGAGGACCUUGAGGCGUCGGACGUCGCCGCAGAGGCAGGGGCCUGUGCCCGGGGCUCCCCUUGUGCGGCAGGCGGGCUGGUUUUCGGAAGUUUGGAAGAGGAGCAUCCAUGCCUCUCCUAACCCAGCGCGUUCCGGACGAGGACGAGCAGUACUGCUUAGUGGCCAGCCUCGACAACGUUAGGAAUCUCUCCACCGUCUUGAAAGCCAUUCAUUUCAAAGAACACGCCGCGUGUUUUGCUACCAAAAAUGGACUCAAAGUUACCGUUGAAAAUGCAAAGUGUGUGCAAGCCAAUGCCUUUAUUCAGGCUGAAGUGUUUCAAGAAUUUACCAUUCAGGAAGAAUCUGUUACUUUCCGAAUUAACUUAACUAUCCUUUUAGACUGUUUAUCUAUUUUUGGAUCAAGUCCUACUCCAGGGACUUUAACUGCACUUCGGAUGUGUUACCAAGGCUAUGGUCAUCCUUUGAUGCUGUUUCUAGAAGAAGGAGGAGUGGUAACAGUCUGCAAAAUUAACACCCAGGAGCCUGAAGAGACUCUCGAUUUUGAUUUCUGUAGCACCAAUGUUAUAAAUAAAAUUAUCCUGCAGUCAGAGGGGCUGCGGGAAGCGUUUUCUGAGCUGGACAUGACGAGUGAUGUUCUACAGAUCACCGUGUCUCCUGACAAGCCCUACUUCAGGCUAUCUACUUUUGGAAAUGCUGGAAGUUCUCACCUUGACUAUCCCAAAGAUUCUGACUUGGUGGAAGCAUUUCACUGUAAUAAGACCCAGAUCAACAGAUACAAACUUGCUUUACUGAAACCCUCUACAAAGGCAUUAGCUCUAUCCUGUAAAGUAUCUAUUCGGACAGAUAAUCGAGGAUUCCUCUCGCUACAGUACAUGAUUAGAAAUGAAGAUGGGCAGAUAUGUUUUGUGGAGUAUUACUGCUGCCCUGAUGAAGACGUUCCUGAGUCUUGACUAAUCCGUUGUGAAUAUUUGUGUGUGUUUAUAGUUGUCUUGUCACUCUGACCGCACAGUCUCAUGAUUCCAUCGUGGAUGUCUGCAGAGACUCAUGGGGAAGACAAGAUCAAGGUUCCAUUGUGUAAAUAUUUUUAUAUAGCCAUAAAUUAUUGUACUGCCCCCAUGAAUAUCUUUUUUUAUUUAUGUGUAUGUGCGUUUUUGCCUACUUUGGAUGUAUAUGCACUACAUAUGUGACUGGUGUCUACAUAGUUCAGAAAAAGGCAUUGAAUGCCUUAGAAUUGGAGUAAAAGAUGGUUAUGAGCCACCAUGUGGGUUCUGAGAACCAAACCCCAGUCCUCCACAAGAGCAACAAAUGCUCUUAACCUCUGAGCCCUCUCUCCAGCAUUCCCCCUCUCCAUGACUAUCUUUAGAAUUUAUACAUAUAUAUGUACUCAGGCACACACAGACACACACAUUGUAUGGGAUUCUCUGUGUAACAGCCCUGGCUGCCUUUGUAGAGCAGGCAGGCUAGCCUUUGUAGCUAGCCUCUGUCUUUGUAGAUAGAGCUCUGCCUGCCUUCUACUCCUGAGUACUGGGAUUAAAUGUGUGUAUCACCAUGCCCAGAUCUAUAGCUUAUUUUUUCCCUGAACACCGUGCUCAGAUAUCCUUCAGGGUUACAGGUUUUCUUGUUCUCAGAGCUGCUUGAUGCAGUUAGCACCAGACACCUUCCAUUUGUCUAUAGAAGCCUCUUGACCAAAUUGAAACCAGCCAUUAAGUAUUUUUGUAUUUUCCUGAGUAGGUUUUACUAAAAUAGUUUUUGAGGCAUAUAGUCUUUUGUCACUAAGAAAACAUAAUAUUAAAUUGUAGGAUAAACACUCUAAGUAGGAAAAAAUACACAACUAAAAUGAAUUUUCUGACUUCACUGUGCUAGGUACUAGCAACUUAGUGUAAAUAGGUACUAAUAGUUUUAGGGUAUGGUAUUUUGUCAUGGGAAAAUACUGUCAUUCUAUUGCUGUAUUCAUUUAGCAUUCCUGGCAGUUAUCGGCUUUUUCCAGUCAUUUUGACUCCUGUCCCCAAAUAAAAAUACCCAAGACAACUGAUGAUUGAAAAUGAUUCAGUGCUAUCUACCAGAACGUGAGGGUGCCUUUGGAAUGCCCAGCCUAAAGCAGCACACAGAACCCUGCAGAGAGCUGGCUUGAGGAGAAAUGAAUCAGGUGGCUAAGGCCAGGGUUAGUAGUGAUGACUUGUGAGAAUCCCAGACAAUCUUGUGAACUGUAGUGUGUGUUUUAAGAGGGAAAUGGAACAAUCUCCUAAGUGUCAGAAUACUUUAUGUUUCCAUGAACACCAGAAGGAGAGCCACUGUAAACUGUAAUUAUGAAAGGCAGCCAUUGACACUUGAGGGAGCACACCUUUCCUUUAUAUUUAAGACAAUAUUGUAACACUUGGAAUUUUUAAUUGCUUUCUGCUAACCCCUCUCUCCCAGCGUACACUGUAUAUUGUCUUGUUUCUGAUCAAGUGGAACUUGAUAAGAAAGGGUGUGGAUGUUUCAACCCAUAAGUAGAACUCUGAGUUUAUGGACAGGUUGCUUAAAUGUGUCCAAUAUGGCAGAUUUUGAUUUGUUCUAACUUGCUAUGAAGAUCAUAAGAAACUAGCUUACCCUUACACACCCAAAAAUGCCACUGCCUGUUAGCUAAUUCAAGAGAGUUGUGAAGCUCAGGCCCAUUAGCAGCAGGAAGCAUUUGUCUACAGCCAUACCACCCCAAACAUACACAUUCUAGUAGGUCUCAGAAGCUUAGCAGUGUUAGUACACAUUAGUACUUGGAUGGGAGAAAUAUCAAGAGUUAAUUGUGUGAUCCCUGUCAUUGGUUCCCAACAGACUGAUUUAGAAAGCUUGCUACUUACCUAGUUUUCCGAAGAGAACGCCAUUUUAAAUUAGGUUAUGCUAUGCUGAACAUUUCUACUGUUCUUAAUGGUUCACAAAACAGUGAAAAUUUCAAGUUGGUGAAACAACUCAGUAUGUUACCACGGUGGAUUCAUGCCUAUACACUUGUCAGAUCCAUAAACUAGUGUGUGGAAGUGGAAGCGACUAUCCCAAGCUGACUGAAGUCAAUGUGGAACGUCUGGAUACCAGCAAAUGUCCCAUCUCCAGGCAGGGCUAAAAUGAACAAUGACAAGCCAAGUAACCACUAAACAAUGACAAAAAGAAGAGUCAGGGCAGCACCUGAGGACAUUGAUUCUGAGUGCCAGACUAAAGCAUGCUGGGAGAACACUGGCAGCAGCCUGGAGAAAACCUGCCAGUCUGUGGUCUGACCUUGAGAAUGCGGUGCACGCAGGCUCUGGCCACAGCCAAAUGUCACUUUGGGAUUGUGUGAUUAUUGGAUUUUACAGACUGAACAAAUGUAAAACCAAAAUGUCCUGUGAGUCCUAAGUGGUAGAGUAGUUGGUAGUGAGACACCGCGUUCCCCAAAGUCAGUUCAGGUAACAGGGUGAAGAGAGAAGUUUUAAAGUUGUAUAAACAACUAUGAAAUUUCUCUCUUGUCUUUGCACCCAUGAAAAAUCCUAUGAUUCAGUAAUGCCUACUUCUUUCCUAGAUAUUUCAACCGCUGAGGAAUGUCUUCACAAAUCUCUCAGCCUUCCUUUUCUAAAGACUCAUUGCUUAUUUCUGUGUGAGGGGGGCACACGCCAUGGCACCUGUGUGGAGGUGAGGAGACAGCUCUGGAAUCCGCUUUUGCCGUGGACCUGGUUGGGCCAGAGUCUCCCUUAGUCUAUCUUAGGUAGAGCAGUGCUGCAUGCUUUAGGCUAGCUGGCUAUCAGCUUCUACUUCCAGAUGAUUCUCCUCUGCCUCUCUUCCCUCCCUAGGAGGGCUGGGAUUACAGACCCGUGCCACCACACCCAGCUUGGGAUUUUUUUUUUUUUUUUUGAGUUCAGUGACUGAAAUCAGGCAGUCGGGCUUGCACAGCUAAGCCUUGUAUGCAUGGAGCCACCUUCACCAGCAGACCCUUUCCUAAAGAUUUUUGACUCCAGUUUGGUGGAGGCAGUAUGGAAGGAACAACCAGCUAUAAUCCAGGGAUAACUGCCAAGAUGACCUUAGACAAAAACCCUUUAAUUUCUCUUGUCCUACCCACAAUCUUUUCAUUUAUAAAAUCAAGUCUAUUCUAAUUCUGAUACAUCGUCAGAUCAUGCAUGGCAAAUGUCUCAGGAGACCCCAACAUUACUCACAAAGCAGUGUUAAUAGCCUUAAACAGACUGUGACUAACACCACUUCCAAGGAUGCUCAUCGAUAAACUGCUUAGUAAGGUACUGUCUAAUUUUUUAAAAAACUCAGGACUGGGGAUAUGGUGCAGUACUGGACCAGCACGUGGUUCUGUUCAGCCCAUAGUAUCUAGAGGGGUGGGGGGUGGGGGCAAGG
Molecule: messenger RNA, 4453 nt
Organism: Microtus ochrogaster (prairie vole)
Lineage: Eukaryota; Metazoa; Chordata; Mammalia; Rodentia; Cricetidae
Gene: Rad1
Product: RAD1 checkpoint DNA exonuclease
Biological process (GO): DNA damage checkpoint signaling; DNA repair
Cellular component (GO): checkpoint clamp complex; nucleus
Source: RefSeq, a predicted model, not a curated record